This is a messenger RNA of Engraulis encrasicolus (European anchovy), 1142 nucleotides long. RefSeq lists its product as uncharacterized. The transcript is spliced from 6 exons. Lineage: Eukaryota; Metazoa; Chordata; Actinopteri; Clupeiformes; Engraulidae. The record is from RefSeq and is a predicted model, not a curated record. Bases 1 to 1005 code for a protein of 334 amino acids.
AUGGAUGAGGGUGUCAUUUACUCCAGAGUAGGAGAGACAGCCACCCUGCCUUGUGACGGUGUGGGGGGUCAAAACUGCUCCUCUGUGGAAUGGCAUGAGGGUUUGAGCUAUAGUAAGCUCUGGCCAGACGCGCCCCCUAAGCGAGCUGAAAGACUCAGUCUGCUCCCUGACUGUUCCCUCCACAUCACCGACAUCACCACUGAGGAGGCUGGAAACUACAGAUGUUACAAUUCCCUGAGUGGUCAGAGGAAAGAAUUUCUGCUCAUUCUUCUCGACGGUGUGAUUUACUCCAGUGUAGGAGGGACAGCCACCCUGCCCGGUGACGGUGUGGGGGGUCCAAACUGCUCCUCUUUGGAAUGGCAUGACUAUCCAGAUGUUUGGGGCUUCAAGUUCACAAUUCAAAGAGAUGAGUGGAGAGUUUCCACCAGGAAGAUCUGGCCAGACACGUCCCCUGAGAGAGCUGAAAGACUCAGUCUUCUCCCUGACUGUUCCCUCCACAUCACCAACAUCACCACUGAGGAGGCUGGAUACUACAGAUGUUACAAUCCCCUGAGUGGUCGGAGUAAAGAGUUUCUCUUUAUUCUUCUUGAUGUUCCAUCUUCCCCCAGUGAGAAUGAGGUGGAGUCUGAAGAUCAUGUGACCCUGCCCUGUGUCCUUCACACUGGCUUUGACUGUGACCUGUUGACUCUGCAUCCGGAUUUUAACCUUAGCUGGGUGGAGGUGGCAGGAACUAACCUGUGGACCUCCACCAAUUACCAGACCAGGAAAACAUCUGCCUGCAGCACCACUCUGACUGUCAACCUCACAAGUCCCGCCCCUUACAGCCAGCGAAGGUGCCAGGUGACUACAGGAGGCCAAGUGCAGGUGUCUUCUGCCCUCCACACCUUUGGAUCCUUUCUAGCAGAUGUCUACAUGGUUGUGAGAGUUGCCAUUGUUCUGUUUCUGACUGUCUGUGCCAUCGCACUUGAAAUAAUCUGGAGGAGACGGAGACAGAAUUCACAGUGAUCCCUCUGCUGAAGCUGACCAGCCUGUAGUGUUGCAGCUCCACCUACUCUUCAUCAUCACACUCUUCAUCAUCAGCUGCACUGCAGACCAAGAUGGCAGAUUGGGACACACUGUGACACACUCAUGCAUGAUUACAA